UACUCUAUCGGUUUAUUUAUUCACUUUCUACGCUUACUUCGCCUUCAAUGAUUGAAUGCGGCCAUCACUAUAAAUGUUAAGUCCCUGUCAAUCAUGUUUUUGCUCGAUCGGAAUCACUUCAAUUUCGGAACCCUAGAAAGCUCUGCUUCGGGGUUCAAUUCUGAAUUUCUCGAUUCUUUUACUCAAUUCAAUUAAUGGAGCGUCUAUUGAUGUCAUUGCGAUGUGCAAUUUUUCUUCUGUGGUUGAAUUUUUGGGUUCCAAUUUACUGUUCUUCGCCAAAUGCGAAUCAGGAGAGUGAUAGAAUCACUUAUUUGCCAGGGCAACCUGGAGCCGUUGGAUUCAAUCAGUACUCAGGCUAUGUGACGGUGGAUCAACGGGCUGGGAGAGCUUUGUUUUAUUGGUUAACGGAAUCUCCGGCCGAUCGGCGGCCGGAGUUGAGGCCACUUGUUUUGUGGCUCAAUGGCGGCCCUGGAUGCUCUUCUGUGGCUUUUGGAGCUGCAGAGGAGAUCGGUCCUUUUAGGAUUCGAUCGGACGGGAAGACAUUGUACCUCAAUCCUUAUUCCUGGAACAAAUUGGCGAACUUGCUAUUCCUAGAGUCCCCGGCCGGCGUUGGUUUUUCGUAUUCGAAUACUUCGACGGAUUUGUAUACUGUAGGUGAUCAAAGAACAGCCGAAGAUGCAUACACAUUUCUGAUGAACUGGCUCGAGCGGUUUCCUCAGUAUAAACAUAGAGAUUUUUACAUUGCUGGAGAAAGUUACGCAGGACAUUAUGUUCCACAACUAGCUGAAGUCAUUUACCGAAGAAACCAAGGAAUUCGAAAUCCCAUUAUUAAUUUCAAGGGAUUCUUGGUGGGGAAUGCUGUGACUGAUGAUUUCCAUGAUUAUAUUGGCACAUUUGAGUAUUGGUGGAGCCAUGGUUUAAUUUCAGAUUCGACGUACAAACUUCUGCGUACAACCUGUAACUCAGGCUCUUCCGUUCAUCCAUCGAAUGACUGUGUCAAAUCUCUUGAACUAGCCAAUCGAGAAAUGGGGAACAUCGAUCCAUAUAGCGUAUACACUGCGCCCUGCAACAGCACUUCGUCCCUUAGGCGUGGAUUAAGGGGUCGCUACCCAUGGAUGUCUCGAGCAUACGACCCGUGCACUGAAAGGUACUCUAAGAUUUUCUUCAACCUGCCCGAUGUGCAAAAAGCAAUGCACGCUAAUACGACGAGGCUUACCUACCAAUGGCAGACGUGCAGCGAUACAGUUGGUAACUACUGGACUGACUCUCCAAUGUCAAUGCUUCCGAUAUAUAAAGAACUUAUUGCCGCGGGUCUCAGGAUUUGGGUGUUUAGCGGGGAUACUGAUUCAGUGGUGCCCAUUACAGCAACUCGUUAUUCGAUUGAUGCUUUGCGGCUCCCAACCGUAACAAAAUGGUACCCUUGGUACGACAGCGGAAAGGUUGGUGGAUGGAGCCAAGUGUACAAAGGAUUGACAUUAGUGAGCGUGACGGGAGCAGGGCACGAGGUGCCUUUGCAUCGCCCGCGACAAGCAUUUAUUCUUUUUAGAUCAUUCUUGGAGAACCGUCCCAUGCCUACGUGAUUCAAGUUUGUUUUAGAACGAAUAUUUCGUUUCAUUUGAGGCGACCGAAGGGAAAUAAGGUACCCGUUCUGUUACAUGCUCGAUUGUUGGUUAGAAUUAGCGGCUAAAAAGAGUAAAGCCGGAGUAGAUAUUGUAGAGGCAAAUAUGAAUAAUGUUUACAUUGAUUCGUUUA
Messenger RNA from Andrographis paniculata, 1752 nucleotides. Its product is annotated as serine carboxypeptidase-like 27. The record is from RefSeq and is a predicted model, not a curated record. Lineage: Eukaryota; Viridiplantae; Streptophyta; Magnoliopsida; Lamiales; Acanthaceae. The coding region runs from base 195 to 1580 and encodes 461 amino acids. Gene Ontology annotation, molecular function: serine-type carboxypeptidase activity. The transcript has 9 exons. Gene Ontology annotation, cellular component: vacuole. Gene Ontology annotation, biological process: proteolysis.